AUGGACUUCUCCGACAUUUUUCGUAUGGUGAACUUCGCCGUCGCCGCCUUCAUUGUUCUUGGUGGUGUUGCGAAGUUGUUCCCUUUCAACGAUUUCUCACACAUCAUUCUCGGUGUCUACCUGAUAAUCUUCGGGGCCGGUACUGCGCUUCUUGAGUUCCAGAUCCCUCAGCAAGUCGCUCGUUAUGCCUCCUUCAUGUUCUCCUUCCUCGGCCGUGGUAUCUUUUAUGUCUUCAUCGGAUCCGUGAUCGUUGGUAACGGCUGGUUCCGCAUUGUCCCCGGUACCAUUGUUGGUAUCAUUGGUCUUGCCUACGCUGUCUUGGAGUACAUUCCCUCGAUCGAGCCUCCAGCGAACAUGCGCGAUGCCGACGCCGGCUGGGGCGCUGAGCAAGUCUAA
This is a messenger RNA of Ascochyta rabiei, 396 nucleotides long. RefSeq lists its product as uncharacterized. Gene Ontology annotation, cellular component: Golgi membrane. The record is from RefSeq and is a predicted model, not a curated record. Lineage: Eukaryota; Fungi; Ascomycota; Dothideomycetes; Pleosporales; Didymellaceae. The coding region runs from base 1 to 396 and encodes 131 amino acids. The transcript has 6 exons. Gene Ontology annotation, biological process: vesicle-mediated transport.